UAUUCGAGAAGGAUCGAAUCAUAACAGAAGAACAAUUAAUUCGUGGGAGAGUUCGAGGUUGAAGAUUAUCGAGAUUUUUUAAUUCUGCCCGAGUUAUUCUUAGUCAAUUUCAUUUGGCCUUUUAGUACGUAGUCAGCUUUCCCCUUAAAAUCUUUCAAAAAAUCCUAAACCAUGAAAAAUGGUUGGAUGAUGGCUCGGUUCGUAUUAAGACUAGUUUAGUUCGGUUUGGUUUCACAGCCAAAAUCCAAAAUCAAAAGAAAGAACACGAGAAAACCACCUUUGUACACUGGGGAUGUAGCUGGGGCGUAAGAAAAGAAGCUACAUUAAUAAAACUUAAGAGAGACAGAGAGUGUUACAGUACUAGUUUCUCAAUUGAUCUGAAGUUCUUCUGAAUAUGUUCUUUCAUUGCAAACCCGAUACACCUCAACUUUAUUAACCCCCAAAUUCGACACUUGAUAGGGAUUCAUUGCCUGAAUUUAAACAGCAACCCUAGAUCAAUUUUGUUUACGUAUUUAGUUAUGGGAAAACACUCAGUUGGAUUUAAUUCACCGAAGAAAAGAUAUCUAUUGAUAUUUCUACUUAUAUUCUCAAUCUCAUCUGUAAUGAUUUUCAUUAUUAGGCCAUCAAACGGUUUUUGUGAUCCCCAUGGUCAUUACAGUGUCAGUAAUGAUGAUGGUCUGAUUCAAGUAAAUACUGGAAAUGCAGAAGUUGAGAGAAAUCCAUUGGAUUUCAUGAAAUCUAAACUUGUUCUUUUGGUUUCUCAUGAGCUCUCUUUAUCUGGUGGACCGUUGCUAUUGAUGGAGCUGGCAUUUUUGUUGACAAGUGUUGGUUCAAAAGUUGUUUGGAUUACCAGCCAAAAACCAACGGUAGAAGAUCAACAAAUGCAUAGUUUGGAACAUAAGAUGCUGGGUCGAGGAGUUCAGGUCCUUCCAGCAAAGGGACAAGAAGCCAUAGAUACAGCACUUAAAGCUGAUUUGGUUGUUUUAAACACUGCGGUUGCUGGGAAAUGGCUGGAUGCUGUACUUAAGAAUGAUGUUUCUCGUGUACUGCCGAAGAUUUUGUGGUGGAUUCAUGAAAUGCGAGGCCACUAUUUCAGUGUGGAGUAUGUUAAGCACCUCCCCUUUGUUGCAGGUGCUAUGAUUGAUUCACAUACAACGGCUGAAUAUUGGAAAAAUAGGACUCGAGAGCGUUUGGGGAUUAAGAUGCCCCGGACGUAUGUUGUUCAUCUUGGAAAUAGCAAAGAGCUAAUGGAAGUAGCUGAAGAUAGUGUGGCUAGAAGGGUUUUACGUGAGCAUAUACGGGAAAGUCUAGGAGUGCGGAAUGAAGAUGUACUCUUUGCUGUUAUCAAUAGUGUUUCACGUGGAAAAGGUCAAGAUCUGUUUCUCCGUGCUUUCCACGAAAGUCUACACAUAAUCCAGGAUGAGAAGCUACAAGUGCCAGUGAUGCAUGCUGUAAUAGUCGGAAGUGACAUGAAUGCCCAAACUAAGUUUGAAACGGAACUUCGUAAGUUCGUGAGAGAUAAGGGGAUUCAGGAUCAUGUGCACUUUGUCAAUAAAACCCUCGCUGUAGCUCCGUACUUAGCUGCACUUGAUGUACUUGUGCAGAACUCUCAGGCCAGGGGUGAAUGCUUUGGGAGGAUAACUAUUGAGGCUAUGGCAUUUCAGCUGCCAGUAUUGGGAACGGCAGCGGGAGGUACAACGGAAAUUGUGGUUGAUGGAUCAACAGGUUGGUUGCAUCCUGUUGGGAAAGAGGGUAUCUUACCUCUUGCAAAGAACAUCGUGAAACUUGCAGCAAACCCUGAGAUGAGGUCAACAAUGGGAAAGAAAGGGUAUGGAAGGGUGAAAGAGACGUUUAUGGAGCGAGAUAUGGCGAAUAGAAUAGCUUCAGUUCUUAAAGAAGUCUUGCAGAAUAAGGGCAAAAGUAACAGACUGCGGUUUUAAAUAACUAGCAAGAAUUCUUUAGGGUAAAUCUAGUACCCACAGUUUACGGAAAUUAUUAGUUUGUAAUUCGUGAUGCAAUCUUGCUUGUACCUCUGAAAUCUAUGUUAUAUUGUAUCAUUUCAAGAUCGUGUUCAGAACUUCAGAUACCAAUGGAGCAAAUACUUCUGCA
Messenger RNA from Papaver somniferum (opium poppy), 2109 nucleotides. RefSeq lists its product as uncharacterized. Lineage: Eukaryota; Viridiplantae; Streptophyta; Magnoliopsida; Ranunculales; Papaveraceae. Bases 519 to 1940 code for a protein of 473 amino acids. The record is from RefSeq and is a predicted model, not a curated record. Gene Ontology annotation, molecular function: glycosyltransferase activity. The transcript is spliced from 7 exons.